AUGUAUUCACUGGACCCACAGGAUAGCGGUUCUGACAGUGAUCCGUCGCCAGACAUACAGUUCUUUCAUACCAUUGAUACGCAACAUACAGCCGACACUGAAGCAUUCGUGAAUAUUGAUAUUGUAUGCCCCCAGAAAUCGGGACAACACUGCUUGCGGUUGAAAGUAGACACUGGGGCAAGUGGUAAUACGUUACCAUUGCGUAUCUUACAGAACAUGUAUGGCGGUAGUUGGCGCUCGGAAUUAAGCCCAACUCUUACGCAGCUCAAAGCGUAUAAUGGUACCGAGAUCCGGUGCGUUGGCACCAUAGAUCUACUAUGUCAGUACAAGGGAUCAAAGUGGGCAGAUCAAACAUUCUAUGUAGUCGACGUUCAAGGACCAGCCAUCCUGGGCCUACCUGGCUGCAAGGCCAUGGUGAUAGUCACGAUCAAUGAGGUACGUAGCACGAUUCCUUAUAUGCGACCAAUCGAGGGCGUUCAUAACUUGAAACGGAAGUAUCCAACGCAGUUCGACACCAUCGGCAACUUUCAAGGAAAGGCUACCCUGCAUCUGAAGGAGAACGCCAAACCGACGAUUAAUCCGCCCAGGAAAUGUAGCGUACACCUACGAGACAAGAUCAAAACAGAAUUGAACAACAUGGAAGGCAAUGGGAUCAUUCGCCAUGUCGAACACCAUACCGAUUGGUGUAGUUCCAUGACUACGGCAGUCAAGAAGGAUGGGUCCCUUCGUUUGUGUCUCGACCCCAAACGGCUCAACGAUGCCUUGAAGAGGUGUCCACACAAGACACCAACAUUAGAGGAAGUUAACCCCACAUUUGCUGGAGCAAGAUACUCUAUGUUGGAUGCAAAAGCCGGCUAUUGGUCGGUUCACUUUGCAGAGGAAUCGCAAGAACUCACAACCUUUCGCACGCCAUUUGGCAGAUAUUGCUUCCAACGUCUCCCUUUUGGCCUCUGCGUCAGUCAGGAUGUCUUCCAGCAGCACAUGAACAGGAUCAUUAGUGGAUGUAUGCAUCGCGGAUGA
Messenger RNA from Priapulus caudatus, 1020 nucleotides. RefSeq lists its product as uncharacterized. The record is from RefSeq and is a predicted model, not a curated record. The coding region runs from base 1 to 1020 and encodes 339 amino acids. The transcript has a single exon. NCBI's taxonomy places the organism in Eukaryota, Metazoa, Priapulida, Priapulimorpha, Priapulimorphida, Priapulidae.